Molecule: messenger RNA, 672 nt
Organism: Suillus subalutaceus
Lineage: Eukaryota; Fungi; Basidiomycota; Agaricomycetes; Boletales; Suillaceae
Exons: 4
Coding region: 1-672 (223 amino acids)
Source: RefSeq, a predicted model, not a curated record
AUGUCGAUUCCUGUCUUCAAGCCAUUCAUGCGCGAUGGUGACCGUUACCUGACUGCCACUGAUGCUUUCUGUGUGGCUACAUAUGGCCACCGAGUAAUCACAACUCCCAACAUGAAAUUCAUUCCCCAACCCUUCGACAACGAAUCCGACAUCAUUCAAGCGCAGCGCAGAUGUGACUUCACGCCCAUUUCUCCCGGCAAUCCUUUUGGUCAACUCAAGACCGACAUUGUCGGCCAUCUCAAGCGCUUGUACGAGAAGGCCAAUACGCGGGUUAGCAAUUACAAGGUUGCAAGGUCCCACAAGGAGGAUCAUGUAGUUGGGUGGGCGCAUGCAAUGCGCGCUGUCUACGAGCGCUUCCAGCAAGCCAUGGCCUGGCGCGACAUCGUCAUAAUCGUUGCUGAAUAUCAGCGCCGGUUUCUCGAUAUCUGGGCGGUUAUAGACUAUUACGAAAUUAUCGAGCCUCGCAUGCGAUUCGUCGACACUACGCACAAGGUGCACGCUGCUGGAGUUCCUGUCUGGCUUAUUCGCGAUGCCAGACUUGUCAAUGCCAACAUGAACAUCGUCAAAGUCGUUUCCUUCACACCACCCGAUGACCUCGUCAUCGGCAUGUAUCAUGAUCCCGUCAAACUCUUCGCCCAACCAUUCGACAUCAUCAACAGAGGGUCCCAAUAA